Molecule: messenger RNA, 1882 nt
Organism: Dipodomys spectabilis (banner-tailed kangaroo rat)
Lineage: Eukaryota; Metazoa; Chordata; Mammalia; Rodentia; Heteromyidae
Gene: Panx3
Product: pannexin 3
Exons: 4
Coding region: 641-1819 (392 amino acids)
Biological process (GO): monoatomic cation transport; positive regulation of interleukin-1 production
Molecular function (GO): channel activity
Source: RefSeq, a predicted model, not a curated record
GACUAAAAAAGGAAUCAAACAUUGUAAAUAUGUGGUUGAAAUAUUUUGGAAGACCAGAGUGGGGAAGAAAAUUUAACAUCAAAUCCAGAGCAGUUUCUGGGAAAGAGCUGGGGCCAGGAGCAAAAUUCAUCACUAGAACAAAGACUACUCUACAAGGUUAGCAAUCCUAGCUGAGUCCUGGGGGCUCCAUUCCCACCUCAACCCACAAAAUGAGGGCCUCCAGCCCAUUUAAGCAAUCUCCACCCAAAUUCCACACCAAUUAUAUGGGGGAUCUGGUUCCACUGCCCUCUUUCUAUCCACCACCCAGCUGAAAAUACUUUAUUAAUGAGAGGGCAGUAUAAAGCCACAGGUUACAUCUAUUUGGAGACAAACCAGAGAACAGCUUGGCACCAGCCACACAUGAAGUCCGACCCUCCUCCAGCAAGGACCCAUUGAGGCUGUACCUCCCUCUAAUUACCAUGGUGCCUGGCUCAGGGCCUGGGCAGUUAUUUAGAGAAUCGUUGCCUGUUUCUAGCAUAGAUAUCCAUGAAGCUGGUGCUGAAGCACAGUCUGCUCACAGCCUGCUUUCUAAAGCCAUCAUCUUCUCACUCUAUCCCAGGACAUCUCUUGCCACCUCUGCACCCCCAAGCUCUGCAGCAUCAUGUCGCUCGCACACACAGCCGCUGAGUAUAUGCUCUCUGAUGCCCUGCUGCCUGACCGCAGGGGCUCCCACCUCAAAGGACUGCGCCUAGAACUUCCCCUGGACCAAAUAGUCAAGUUUGUUGCUGUAGGCUUCCCCUUGCUGCUGAUGUCCUUGGCAUUUGCCCAGGAGUUUUCCUCUGGGUCUCCAAUCAGCUGCUUCUCUCCCAGCAACUUCAGUGUCCGGCAGGCCGUAUUCGUGGACAGUUCCUGUUGGGACUUACUUGUUCACCAUGAACAGGAUGAGGCUGGCCAGUACAAAAUCAAAUCUCUCUGGCCUCACAAGGCUCUCCCCUACUCCCUGAUGGCCCUAGCUGUGGCGAUGUACCUGCCAGUACUGCUAUGGCAGUAUGCAGCUGUGCCAGCCCUCAGCUCAGAUCUGCUGUUCAUCAUCAGCGAACUGGACAAAUCCUAUAAUCGCUCCAUCCGCCUGGUACAGCACAUGUUGAAGAUCCGACAGAAGAGCUCUGACCCCCAUGUCUUCUGGGAUGAACUAGAGAAGGCCCGGAAAGAAAGAUACUUUGAAUUUCCCUUGCUAGAACGGUACCUGGCAUGCAAGCAGCGCUCACAUUCACUAGUGGCCGUCUAUCUCCUAAGGAACUCCCUCUUGCUCCUCUUCACCUCAGCCACUUAUCUGUACCUUGGUCAUUUUCAUUUGGAUAUCUUCUUCCAAAAAGAAUUCAGCUGUUCCAUCAAGACAGAACUGCUACAUGAUGAGACACAUGUCCCCGAUCUGAUCACAUGCAGGUUGACCUCCCUAUCCAUUUUCCAGAUUGUUAGCCUCUCUAGUGCAGUAGUAUACACUCUAUUGGUUCCAUUAAUAAUAUACAACCUCACACGGCUAUGUACAUGGGACAAACGACUCCUAUCCAUCUAUGAGAUGCUCCCAGCUUUUGAUCUUCUCAGUAGGAAGAUGCUAGGAUGCCCUAUCAACGACCUCAAUGUGAUCCUUCUUUUCCUCCGAGCUAAUAUCUCUGAGCUCAUUUCUUUUAGCUGGUUGAGUGUCUUAUGUGUAUUGAAGGACACAACCACCCAGAAGCAUAACAUUGACACUGUGGUUGAUUUUAUGACUUUAUUGGCUGGCUUAGAACCUUCCAAACCUAAACAUCUUACCCAACGAGUAUGUGAUGAACACUUAUAGUUAAGGGGGAAAAAAAAUCUCUGUAUUGAGAACUUUUGUGAAAAUUAAGUCUCUUACCUUCUU